UUUCAUACUAGGCACAAAAGUUUUCCGGUUGUGCUGAGCUCGAAGCUGAAGCUAAAAACUACUGCUGAAAAUGUCUAAACAAGGCCAAAGACUGAGAGCUUUGGUGAACGAACGGCUGACUGCGGCUGCGGAGGAGAUCUUUGCGCUGUUUGAAAGAACGAUAGCGGAGUAUGAGGAGGAACUGCGCCGAUCUAAAGAGGAGAACCAGAGGAAACAGACUCUGGAGAGAGCGGGUCAACACAUUUCCUCACCUGGUCCCGGACUGAAGCAUGACACUCCGCAGAUUAAAAAGGAGUGCAUCAAACAGGAGGAUGAUCAGAUGCCAAUGUUGGUCCCAGAGACCAGUGGUGCCGACAUGAGGAGAGAAGAGUCCUCACUGCUUCUAAAACCUACAGAGUACAGAGAGGAAACAGAAGAAGUGGAAACAGAAGAAGAGGACAUCAGUGCAGCACCACAUUUACACUCAGACACUGAGGGAGAAACUGAGCACUCCUCUGACACUGAAACUGAUGAAGAGUGGAGAGCUUCAUUCAGCCUUUCAGCUGCUCAGAAGGAAACAGAGGCUGAUAAAGAUCAGGUUAACCAGAACAGAGCCAGAAGCACCACUGCACCAAACUCAGGUCUAUCCCCCAAACACAAGUCUUCACCAGAGACAAGCACCAAUGUGAACUACGGAACAGCUGAGGGCGCAGAGGAUAAGAAACACCAGUGCUAUUUGUGUAAAAAGAGAUUUAGAGAAAAACAUCAGCUCAACAGACACCAUCGAAUUCACACAGGGGAGAAGCCAUUUAGCUGUUCAAUUUGUAACAAAACAUUUUCCCAAAACACAAGUCUAGUUACACACAAAAGAAUUCACACUGGAGAGCGGCCUUACAGCUGCCUGUUCUGUGAUAAAGCAUUUCUCUCCAGUUCUGACCGAGAGAAACAUCAGAGAAUACACACUGGGGAAAAACCUUACAGCUGUCCAACCUGUGACAAAAACUUUGCCCUUAAGGGUAAUCUGAAUGCCCACAUGAAAACCCAUGCAGAGGAGCGACCUUACAGCUGUUCUCUCUGUAAGAAAGAAUAUACAUACGCGUCUGCGCUGAAGAGGCACCUAAAGAAACAUGCAGCAGUUCAGUCUGUUAGACAGGGUUUAAACGAAACCCAAGGAUGAAACAAAGAUUUUUCACAUAUUUCUUUGCCUACUG
Molecule: messenger RNA, 1190 nt
Organism: Periophthalmus magnuspinnatus
Lineage: Eukaryota; Metazoa; Chordata; Actinopteri; Gobiiformes; Gobiidae
Product: zinc finger protein 22-like
Exons: 2
Coding region: 71-1156 (361 amino acids)
Biological process (GO): regulation of transcription by RNA polymerase II
Molecular function (GO): RNA polymerase II cis-regulatory region sequence-specific DNA binding; DNA-binding transcription factor activity
Source: RefSeq, a predicted model, not a curated record